AUGUUGAGUGAAUCCUCACCUAUUUUUUACAAAGGGGUCUUUGCGAAAUCGUCUACAGACAAACAGAUGGAACUUAUGACAGGAUAUACCGAAUAUAUUGUGCAUACACAAAAUCCAAACAAAGGAAAUACCAGUAAACUAUUUAUAAGAACGCUAGCGGGAUGUUUCACUUCAGUGCUGAUGACAUCGAUCGCAAAAAAGAAAAAAAUGCGUCCAAAAAUAUUUCAUAUAAAUUUGUCUUCAUACAUGCGUGUCUAUCUUUUAGCUUUACCUUCAGAAUUUGCGUUGGCCAAUGUAACAUGCGAGUAUCAGUCGAACACUCAAACGGGUCCACAAGACACCGGCUCUGCUGGUCGCCGGGUGCGCCGAUCGGAAGAGAUACUUAAACAGGCGGCGGAGUUCGUAUCGCGCGGAGACACAUUCCAAAACGUUAGCAUCAAGUUUGAUAUUCCGAUUUCUACUAUUCGCUUCUACAUGGCUCGUAAAGGUAUACUCCCACAAAGAAAGCGUGGCCGAACGGCCAUGUAUCCGGGCAGUGUUACAAGUCGCCAACAAAUGGCGUUAAUGGACUUACCGGCAGCUCCUCCGAUUAUCCAGCAACCGAACCAGAUUGAUGUGCAGCAGUACAAUCAGCAGCUAAAUGAAAAUAUGAUCAUGGCUGACAGGCCUGCCCAAUCUGUUAGUACUGCGAGUGUGGAAAAAAGUGCACUAAACGUUGGAAGUCGAUCACCGUCACCGUCGGGCCCACCGUUUCAUUUUGCAAACUACAAGCUGCCUGAUCUACGGCCAGAUCUGUUGUAGAUUGGUACCUCACUUCACUGACCUCUGUAUA
Anopheles moucheti is the source of this 832-nucleotide messenger RNA. RefSeq lists its product as uncharacterized. The transcript has 2 exons. The record is from RefSeq and is a predicted model, not a curated record. Bases 1 to 801 code for a protein of 266 amino acids. Lineage: Eukaryota; Metazoa; Arthropoda; Insecta; Diptera; Culicidae.